GUCAUUUAUUCAGGUUAGAUCCCCAGCGAUUGUGACUCCGGUCCCAGCCAUUCCAUAUGGUAAAUUACGUAAUUACACAACAGGAAUUGCGACACGGGUAUCGAUUUAGGUGGAAUAGACGGCGGAAAAUUCAUUCAAACAACAACACCCUCGUCGGAGAGAGAGGAUCGAUCUAUAUUUCAGAAGGCCUAAGCCAUUUCAGGCUUUCAGUGUCGAGUCGCUGGCUUUCCUGCGACACAGGAACCGAACACACCGCCUGGAAUUAUUCAAUUUCGUGAGUGAUGAUGUGCCAAUCCAGCAUAAUUAUUGUUUCCUGUUCGAUGCACGGGAUUAUGUGAAGUUGUUGAGUGAAAUAGUUGUAGAAUUGACCUCCGACUGGACGCAAAGAUGAAGCUGGGAAUGUGGACCUCAGACAGGGAGACUCUAAGGAGAGAUGGACUGGUAUUGUUUAGCAAAUUAAUCCGCACAAAAAACGUAGAUAAUCUCCAGGAACAGCGUAGGCCUCAACCUACAGACGACAGAAAACAAAAACUCACGAAAUGUUUGACAACAUUAGACCUGACAUCCCUGGGCGUGGGAAGUUGCGUCGGAACCGGCAUGUACUUGGUGGCUGGGAUGGUGGCGAAAAAUGUGGCGGGUCCCGGCGUCAUCAUAAGCUUUAUUAUUGCGGCCGUUGCCAGCAUAUUCUCAGGUGCUUGUUAUGCGGAGUUCGGAGUACGAGUGCCCCACACAACAGGUUCAGCGUACAUGUAUUCAUACGUAACAGUAGGGGAAUUUAUAGCCUUUGUGAUAGGAUGGAAUAUGAUAUUGGAGUACCUGAUUGGCACUAGUGCAUGUGCUUGUGCUUUGAGCGCCUGUUUUGAUGCUUUGGCCAACGGUGCUAUUAGCAAAGCGAUACACGAAAGCGUUGGAGUUGCUAUUGGUGGAGACCCAGAUUUCCUGGCGUUUGUGAUCACCCUGUUGAUGAUGUUACUACUGGCGGCCGGCGUGAAAAAAUCUCUUAUAUUCAACAAUGUACUGAACGUCAUCAAUCUUGCAGUGUGGGUUUUCGUCAUGACCGCCGGACUUUUCUACGUCAACACAGAUAAUUGGACGAAGCACAAGGGUUUCCUCGCCGAAGGCUGGUCAGGGGUUUUCACCGGGGCGGCAACGUGCUUUUACGCCUUCAUUGGCUUCGAUAUUAUUGCGACGACUGGCGAAGAAGCGACGAAUCCCAAAAAAUCUAUCCCCCUCGCCAUUAUAUCCAGCUUAGGGAUCAUCCUUAUUGCCUACGUUACUAGUUCAAUGAUGUUAACUUUAAUAGUUCCGUAUACUGAUGUGGAUGAAGAUUCGGCUCUGGUUGAGAUGUUUGGACAAGUGGGUGCUUACAAAUGCAAGUAUAUUGUCGCCGUUGGGGCCUUAGCGGGAUUAAGUGUCAGCAUGUUUGGUUCCAUGUUUCCAAUGCCCAGAAUUAUUUACGCCAUGGCACAAGAUGGACUUAUAUUCAGACUUUUUUCACAAGUUUGGCCUAGCACAGGAACACCAGCCUUAGCAACUUUUGUCAGCGGUAUGGCUGCUGCGAUUGCUGCUCUUUUUAUACGAUUAGAAAUCCUUGUGGAAAUGAUGUCAAUAGGAACUCUCCUAGCCUACACCUUGGUGUCAACAUGCGUCCUGAUCCUGCGAUACCAACCCCAUUCCACCAACCUGGUCGAGUUACUGCCUCAAAGUCUCCGUACCCCCCUAAGAGGUUCACCCACCAAAGAAGGGAUGCAACAGAGCCCCAACACGGAAGUUCUCUACGGCAACCAAUUACAACCGGACGCCCUAAAACAAGCCAUAGAUGCUAAUUUGGGUCCGGCCAUUCCGUCACCGUCUCCUUCGCCGUUACCCACUCAGCCCACUCAAAGAGUCAUGGUGCGAAGGAUCACAAGGAGUUCUCCAGACAGCGACGACACUUUUGGUGGGGAUGAGCCGGACGAUGAUUUUUCUACGAGGGAUGAUCGAUAUUUAGUCUCCGAUAGAACUGAAAACAAAUUUUAUGGAACACUUCAUGGUGCUGGCAGUGCCACUAGUACAGGUGGUGUAGUUGGAUCCACCGUAGGCCCUAGUUUAGGAUACAUAGGACGCAGAUUACAAGCGGCCACAUAUUUAUGUCCUGCAAUAUUCCCUUGGGUAGACACAGGACCAGCCACAGAAGAAUCUGGAAUGUUCGUCAUGAAGAUGGUGGGGAACCUUUACAUUUUAAUAAUUAUAUUCGAUCUUUUAAUAGUGUGUGGUAUGCACAACAUGAACGGGGCAACCACUUUCUUCCUAUUCCUAUUCCUAUUUGCUAUUAUUGGAGUGUUACUUGUCAUAUCCAGGAAACCACAGAACAGGAACACCUUAAUGUUCAUGACGCCUGGUUUACCUUUCGUCCCGGCCAUCGCUAUCACUGUAAACAUUUAUCUAAUUCUGAAAUUGUCCAUUUUAACUUUAGUCAGGUUUACUAUAUGGAUGACCUUAGGUUUUCUCAUGUACUUUUACUAUGGCAUAAAGAAUAGUACUUUAGAGGAGAAGGAGAACGACCAAAACAUUGAGCUCACCGUCACCGACCACGAAAAACCAAAGUAUAACAGUACCCCUGCAUACACCGAUCAAAAUAUAUUUAGCCAACCCCAACCAACUUACGACUGGGAUCCGAAGACCUCGUGGGAUCACCAACCGUCGUGGGCUCAACCGCAGAACCAAUGGAACCAGCCGGCUCAACAACAAUACCAAGUCGAACAACAGUACAACAUAGAGACAAACAACACCAGAUCGGUGAUCAACAAGUCGAAACCACCCGUACCAAGCAAAGCGCCAAAACCUGGCACUGCAACCGUGACAGCAGGAGCGUCAGGUGGCAGCGCUUUGUUCGUCAGCGAAACCGCCUUCCCGUCGUGGGAUGAUUAGUAAACGAAACGAUGAUUAAGCCAUGUUACUGUUCUACUGUUGUUGUAAUAUGUCACUGUAAAUUUUUGAGGAGGUUGUUGAAAAUUGUGUAGUUUUACGAAAUUACGUUUGCGGGACUGAUGUUUAACUAUAUCCGAUAAGUGACGCCUUGGGGAACAUUUUUACCUUAAAGCAAUAACUUUUAAUGUUUAUUUUGUUGAAAGUCAAUCAUAACCAAUGAAUUGAUUAAUAAUAAUUCAAAAUAUAUAGGUGAAUGGAAUGAAGUCCCUUUUUUGACUAACUAAAAUUUGGCACUAAGGUGCUAAUUUUAAUUACAAUAGAACUAAAAUUAAUUUCAUAUAUAAUAAGGUAUUGUAAUGUUCUGUAAUAAAAAAAAUGUAGACUUAAAAAAGUUUUAAAACUGUUCAAGAAUGUGUUUUCUUUCAAAUCUACCAAAUACUCUCUAGUUUUCUUACACAAUUAGAUUUUUAUAAAUUAAAUAAAACGUUAGCAAAUAAAAUAAAACCUAUUAGAAUUAAUUAAUGUUUAAAUUAAUUAGUAAAUAAAAAUAGUAUAUUUCUUUUAUCGACAUAAAAGCAUUGAAAUUAAAGAUAAUAUUUAUAAACAUGUAAAUAACAUUAUGGUUGUGAAAAUAUUGGUUGGAAUUUGAUUUGACUAAAAAAUGUUGCCCAAUGGUGUGCGUAAAAUACUAGUAUAUAAUAUAUUCUAAACUCAAAAGAUAUCGUGAACAAAUGUUUAUACACCUAUUUCCUUUCCUGUAUCUACAUAUCAUUUUUGAUAGUAGACAAAUCUUUUUAUAGUAGUGGUAGAAAUAGUUAAGCAACAAGUGAUUUAUGUUUAUGUAUACAUUUUUAUAUGAAAUGUAGGAUUGUAGUGGACGAAGUGGUGAAAAUGAAACGUUGGGCAACUUGAGGGACGCAAUUUAUGAAUUACAUGACAGACAAUUGUUCACGAAUUAUAUUAUUAGACAUUUAUAUUAAGUAUAUAAUAAAUAAGUAUACCAGUACUAUGUAACUACAGUAAGAGGAUUUAUUAUAUUCAAUUUCAUGUGACACAUUGUCUAAAUCGUUAUUUAAAUUUAUAUUCAAAGUUCAUUUAAGUUUCUGGAUACUAAACAGUUUGUAUAUAAUACGUUUCUUAUUAUUAUUUUACGUAGAGUUCGUCAUAAAUUUAGUAAUUAAUAUUCGUCAUGAAAAUCUGGUGAUAUAAAGGCACAAUUCGUAGCUAGCAGUAAAUUAUUAUAAAUAAAUUGCACCUAAUUUGCCUAUACAGAUCAAUGUGAUAGCGAUAUGUAAAAUAUUAAGUCAAUCGGUUAUUACUUCAGCCAAACAUUGUUCUAUCGCAGUUCAAUCAAUGAUCUUCCCCUUAAUUAAUUCAUUCCCUGCAACAGUGUACUCCAUUCAAGUUUCCUUCUGUGUUUAAGUAAUAACCGAUUUGUGUAGGUUUCCGUAAUUGUAUUUCUUUGACUGAUUGCUUAAUAUCUUUCAUGAGUAUAUCAUAAAUCAUUUGAUGGUUUCCGGAAUAUUUUGGCUCACGCCUGUAUAACUUACCUCAAUUUUUUCACAAUGUCUUCAACCAUCAAUUGGAUUUAUCGGCAUUUAUUCCAAAUGCCGAACUAAACUGCAUUUCAUACGGGUUAUUUUGAUUCCUAAACAGAUUUGAUUCGUUACUAUUUUUUCAAGUAUUUUUUAUAGGUAACGGUUGUUAAUGUAGAUGAGUAUUAAUUAAUUAAUAAUGUCACAGUAUAUUCGUAAUAUAAAUAAUAUAUUAAUUGUUAUCUCUUUAAAUAGCAUGUUCAUAUAAUGAAUAAAUCGAAUAUAAUAAUUGUAUUCGUGUCAUUAAAUAUAUUGUUAGUCGUGGUUUUUUGUUAUAAACAAAGUAUUUCCUCAAAAAUACUCUAUAUAACAUUAAUUCAAUAUUUUCAGAUAUAUUAUAAAAGUAUUUUGUAAAUUGACUGUAUUAUUUUAUAGUGUAAAUAACAAUAACAUGUUCAAAAGCAAAACAAUGUUCUAAAAGUGUAUAAAGAAAAUGUAAUUGCUUAUUAAAAUAAUUUAUUCGUUAUACUAAUUUUAUCACGCCUCUGUAUAUACACGGGACUGAUAAUAUUAUUAAAUAAAAAAAACGUCAGUGCCUGGAAUAUAGGAUGAUUGAAAAAAUCACAUAGAACAAACACAAUUUUUAUAAAGAACCUCCUGCCGAAGUUACCCAAAACCAAAGACAAGAGGUUUCAUUAUUUUACCGUUUACCCCGUGUUUUUUAUAAGAAUUGUGUGUAAUAGUUAUGCAAUGUGUGAAUUGAUUGCCUACUAAUGAAAAAAAUCAUAUUAUUUAUUAAAUUUUUAUUCGUAUUUAAUCUAUAGCCAUAAUUUAGGACGAGACAUGUAUAAACGACGAUGGCACUUGUUGAACUAUGUUUAUACAUGUUACAUGCUUCAUUUUUUAUUGUGACCACUAUUUUAUUUUUCACACAAGUAUUUUUAAAUUAAAUUAUGCGAAUUUGUAUAAAUAACUUAUUAUAGUGAUAUCUUGGUGUUAUUUCUUCCGAUAUAAAGUAUAGUACUGUAAGUUUUAGAUGAUUCAAAAUGUUAAAAUAUUCAUUGGAAAAAUAAAUGAUUUCAGCAUUUUCAA
This is a messenger RNA of Aethina tumida (small hive beetle), 5537 nucleotides long. Its product is annotated as probable cationic amino acid transporter. Gene Ontology annotation, molecular function: amino acid transmembrane transporter activity. The record is from RefSeq and is a predicted model, not a curated record. Gene Ontology annotation, biological process: amino acid transport; transmembrane transport. Lineage: Eukaryota; Metazoa; Arthropoda; Insecta; Coleoptera; Nitidulidae. Bases 388 to 2910 code for a protein of 840 amino acids. Gene Ontology annotation, cellular component: plasma membrane. The transcript is spliced from 15 exons.